AUGACCAGCAGUCUAGUCGCAACAUACGACCUUGAUGCUCAAUCAACAGACUCGAUCAAAGAUGUUGCGAAGCAGAUGGCGCAGGAUCUGGCGUCAUUCUACAAUGGCAACGAACCUGGUCAAACCCCUGGACUUCUCCCACAACCAUAUUACUGGUGGGAGGCUGGCGCAUUGAUGGGUACAUUCGUUGACUACUGGUAUUACACUGGAGACACCACCUAUAACGACAUCGCUUCCCAGGGUCUACUCCACCAGGUUGGCCCUUACAACGACUACAUGCCCCCUAACCAGACCCUAACUGAAGGUAAUGAUGACCAAGGAUUUUGGGGAAUGGCUGUCAUGUCUGCGGCCGAAUACAAGUUCCCGAACCCCCCUUCAGGUCAACCCGGAUGGUUGGCAUUAGCUCAAGCCGUCUUUAACACUCAAGCUGCCCGUUGGGACCCCGACCACUGCAAUGGUGGAUUGCGUUGGCAGAUCUUCACAUGGAAUAACGGAUUCGAUUACAAGAAUUCCAUCUCGCAGGCCUGCUUCUUCAACAUCGCCGCGCGACUAGCCCUUUACACUGGAAACAGCACUUACGCCGACUGGGCCACUAAGACUUGGGAUUGGAUGGUGAAUGUGAAGUUCAUCGACAGCAAUUACAGGAUUUACGAUGGAGGCCAUAUCGAGGACAAUUGCACCACCAUUACACCCUACGAAUUCUCCUACAAUGUUGGUGCAUUUCUUCUCGGAACCGCUGCCAUGGUGGAGUAUUCGAACACUACUUCGAAGAAGUCGGGCGACGUCGAGAUGUGGAGCGAACGAGUCGAUGGAAUAUUGAACAGUACAGAGCAGAUUUUCUUCUUUGGAAACGACACCGCGGAUAGAAUUAUGAUCGAGAUUGCCUGCGAACCCGUGAACUUGUGCGAUACCGAUGAGUUGUCGUUUAAGGCCUAUCUCAGCCGAUGGAUGGCUGCGACAACGAAGUGGGCUCCAUGGACGUUCGACCGAAUCAAGACCCUCCUGUCGAAUUCUGCCGUAGCUGCAGCGAAGCAAUGCACAGGUGGCGACAAUCACCGCAUGUGCGGAUUAAAAUGGGCGAACAAUAGCGGGCAAUGGGAUGGCACGACUGGCGUGGGACAACAGAUGGCUGCCUUGGAGGUAGUACUCGCCAACAUGAUCCAACAAGCCGAAGCGCCAGUCACCAACGGCACUGGUGGAACAAGCGCUGGCAAUCCUUCAGCUGGAGGUUCAGAUGAUGGGCGAGUGGACCCCUCUGGAAGGUUGUACGGGCCGACAACCUCAGGCGAUCGAGCAGGCGCAGCUAUAUGCACUGUCGUUAUUCUCUUCGGCCUCCUAUCCGGGGUGGUCUUCAUGGUGACGGACGAGACGAAAUCGGUAGCCGAUAACUGGGCUAGCGCUCGCUCGACCGUCUCAGGAACAUCCGGAUUAGCCCUAUUAGCUGUGGGUAAAAAACCGACGAAUGAAGAGAAGGGGAAGGGAGUCGCGAUGGAUCGAAGUUCGAGCACCGACACGGGCGAGAAGAUCCUGGCCGUCUACACGGGUAGCAAGUUACAGAAGCGCUCCGAUAGCGUGCAGGAGCCCAACCGACAAAGCCUGAACCGAAACCGCCUAUCGGCUCCUCCGGGCGCAUUUUCCCCCACCGCAGACGCUACGACGGCACCGAAUCGCCGCUCCUCGACGAAUACGAUCGCGCGAAGAGCAUCAGUGCUGAGAAAGCAGCAACAGUAA
Molecule: messenger RNA, 1731 nt
Organism: Annulohypoxylon maeteangense
Lineage: Eukaryota; Fungi; Ascomycota; Sordariomycetes; Xylariales; Hypoxylaceae
Product: glycoside hydrolase family 76 protein
Exons: 3
Coding region: 1-1731 (576 amino acids)
Biological process (GO): carbohydrate catabolic process; fungal-type cell wall biogenesis
Molecular function (GO): mannan endo-1,6-alpha-mannosidase activity
Source: RefSeq, a predicted model, not a curated record